AUGUUCUCUCUCAAGUCCUUCGUUCUCGCCGGUGGCCUUAUCGCCCUCGCUGACGCUCACAUGAAGCUGAGGGUCCCCACCCCUUACAGCAGCCCCCCCAUCACGUCCAGCCCCAUUGAUGCGGGCGGUGCCAACUACCCAUGCCAGACCGAUGGCAACGACUACGUGGGCGAGCCGACCAAGAUGGAGAAGGGCUCCAAGCAGGAGCUGGGCUUCACCGGUUCCGCCGUCCACGGCGGUGGCUCCUGCCAGGUCUCUAUCACCUACGACGAGAAGCCCAACGCUCAGAGCUCCUUCAAGGUUCUGAAGUCGAUCCAGGGUGGCUGCCCCGCCCGGGGCGUGGCCGGCAACAUUGAGCCCGAGGCCCCGGAGGGCGACGCCCCGGACACGUACGAGUUCAUGAUCCCCGAGGACAUCCCCAGCGGCAAGGCGACCAUCGCCUGGACCUGGUUCAACAAGAUCGGCAACCGCGAGUUCUACAUGAACUGCGCCCCGGUCGAGAUCUCCGGCAGCGGGGGCAGCGAGGCCGGUCUGGCUGCGCUGCCUGACAUGCUGAUCGCCAACAUCGCCCAGGCCGGUACUUGCAAGACCGCCGAGGGUAGCGACAUCGAGUUCCCCAACCCUGGUUCCGACGUUGAGACCGCCGAGGGUGACGUUAAGCUUGCCCCCCCCGAUGGCGAGUGCGCUGCCGCCGGUGGCUCCGGUGGCUCCGGCGGCAGCAGCGGCGGCUCUGCUACUGCUGCCCCCGGUGGCGCUGCCACUCCCGCUGUCCGCGGCCGCCACUUCCGCGUCUAA
This is a messenger RNA of Chaetomium fimeti, 795 nucleotides long. RefSeq lists its product as uncharacterized. Bases 1 to 795 code for a protein of 264 amino acids. NCBI's taxonomy places the organism in Eukaryota, Fungi, Ascomycota, Sordariomycetes, Sordariales, Chaetomiaceae. The record is from RefSeq and is a predicted model, not a curated record. The transcript has a single exon.